AUGAUGCACCCAAGCCUGUCUCGUUUGGUGGGGCAACAUCUUCGAGACGCUGAUAAUGUGCUGCUACGGUUUGAAAAAUCCCUCUAUGACCUCAUAAGAGGAUUGCGGAACCACAAGGGCAACGAGAAGGCAUACAUACAAAACAGCCUCAAAGAAUGUCGAGCAGAAAUCCGUGGGCAGGACAUGGAUGUCAAGGCGACAGCUUUGCUGAAGCUUGUCUAUCUCGAAAUGUUCGGACAUGAUAUGUCCUGGGCUUCCUUCCAUGUGCUCGAAGUCAUGUCCUCCGCCAAAUAUAUACAAAAAAGGGUUGGCUACCUCGGAGCCGUCCAAAGUUUCCGCCCUGAUACAGAAGUCUUGAUGUUGGCGACAAAUUUGUUGAAGAAGGACAUCGUCUCCGCAUCUCUAACGACAAUGUCUCUCCCAAUUAUAACUUUACCUCACAUUAUCACCUCAUCUUUAGCCAUGUCCGUGCUAUCCGAUUUACUUCCUCGUUUGACACACUCCAGCCCAACGGUUCGGAAAAAGACAAUCGUUACUAUAUAUCGCCUGGCCCUGGUUUACCCCGAAACGCUACGGCCGGCGUGGCCCAGAAUCAAAGAACGUCUAAUGGACGACAACGAAGACUCCAGUGUUACUGCAGCCAUUGUCAAUGUAAUCUGUGAGCUUGGAUGGCGGCGUCCUCAGGAUUUCCUGCCUUUAGCCCCAAGGUUGUUUGAACUGCUGGUCGAUGGAGGAAAUAAUUGGAUGGCAAUCAAAUUAAUCAAACUUUUUGCGACGAUGACUCCUUUAGAGCCUCGCCUUGUUAAAAAACUGUUACCCCCUCUGACAUCGAUCAUCCGGACUACACCUGCAAUGUCGCUCUUGUAUGAAUGCAUCAAUGGCAUUAUUCAAGGUGGGAUAUUGGGAGGGACGGACAAUGAAAGCGAAGAUGAGAUUGCUACUUUAUGUGUCACCAAACUUCGUGGUAUGAUAAUGGUUGAAGGCGACCCUAACUUGAAAUACGUUGCACUGUUAGCCUUCAACCAGAUUGUAUUGACUCACCCAUAUCUCGUAUCACAGCAAGAAGAUGUUAUAAUGGACUGCAUAGACAGUCCAGAUAUGUCCAUCAGACUGCGAGCACUAGAUCUAGUUGUGGGCAUGGUCAGCAGCGAUAACCUCAUGUCUAUUGUUGGUCGAUUAAUGCGCCAAUUACGGAGCGUAACCUCGACGGAUUCCCAGGAUAGCGGUUCACCCAGUCCAGCUGCAUUCGAUUCUGACGAAGAAAACCCAGGGGUAAAUAUGAGGUCGAAUCGGAACGCCGCUACAUAUAAUCUUCCGGACGACUACAGGAAUGAUGUUAUUCUGAGGAUUCUAAAGAUGUGCUCAAGCAGCAAUUACAACAAUCUUGUUGAUUUUGAGUGGUAUAUUGAUAUCCUGAUUCAACUCGCCCGCAACGCGCCCAGGCACAUCCCAACUUCUGCUGCCGACUCGCAUACUCUCGCCAACGACUCUGGAGAGUCAGAUGUGGCUGAAAAUAUAGGAAAUGAGUUACGAAACGUUGCCGUCAAGGUUAAGGCAAUACGUGCCAGCGCUACGAGAGCUGCGGAGUCCAUAAUAGUGGAUGGUUUGCACGGGGCAGUGCCCCAAAUUGCCGAAAAGAGAGGAAUCUUACGGCCCGUGACGUGGGUUGUGGGAGAGUACGCUCCAUAUCUAUCCUAUCCAGAAGACGUGCUGGUUGGUCUCCUGCAUUUUACAAAACCACAGUCAGAUCCCGAGGUGCUCGCGAUGACGUUACAAGCCAUACCAAAGGUGUUUGCCCAUUUGUCAGGGAACGAAUCUAUGGAGUGGUCCGCUGAGAGGAAAACCAUGCUGUCACUUCUGAUGGCUCGCAUACUACAUACUAUGGAGCCAUUGGCGUUGCACCCGAAUCUGGAGGUGCAGGAAAGAACCACGGAAUUUGUAGAGCUCCUACGGCUAGCUGCAGAGGCUUCUGCUGGUCAAGAGGCAUCUUCAACCACGGAUCAGUACGACGCACCUUUGUUGUUAACCCAGGCAAUACCGUCACUAUUUGCGGGCCUUGAUCUCCACUCCAUUGCCCCAGGCGCUCAAAGCAAUGUACCUAUGCCGGCCAAUCUUAACCUUGAUCAACCUAUCACUGCCAAUUUAAAUGAGCUCCUCAGAGGAGCUGACUCAGGAGCGUACGAGAGAACUGAUGAGGACGAAUUCCAAGAGUAUUAUCAUCAGAGACCAUCAACUUUAAGUUUAUCAAUGGCGGAUCCCGCAAUCAACCGCCUCGCAGAAACCCCCGAGGAGAAGCCUCAGUCGUAUCAGCGCGAUACGGAAGACACAUACUUGGAUCCUGACAUUGUUGCUCGCAGGAGGGCCGAGAGACUGGAAAGAAAUAAAGAUGACCCAUUUUAUAUUGCUGGCAUCAGUUCGGAAUCUUCUACAUCUACCCCCUUCGACACGAUCAUCCGAAAUGGCAACGGGAAUGACCUCGACAUUGACUCUAUACCAAUCAUGCAACUCGACCUGGGAAACAUGCCAUCUGUUGCUCCAGAGCAGAAACCCAAAAAGCGGGCGGCUGUCAAACCUCGCCAACGCAUCCAGGUUUCAGCGGAUGAGACACUCGCUGCUAGUGGCAGCUCAACCCCGAGGAACGAUGAUUCGGAGGCCAGUUUAGAAGGGCAACCACGUGCUCGAACAAAGCCAAAGAGGUCGCCUCUUCUUGUAGACUCAAGUAACAUAGGAGAGUUUGUUCUUGAAGGUGACGAUAACGUCAGCGGAGGAUCGGCAGAGUACGAGCAUCACCACGAUCAGAAAGAGGAAGAAGAAAUGGCCAAAGCAAUGCAAGAGAUUGAGAAGUUGAGGCUGGAAAUGCAACGUGCAAAUGAGCGUAUCCAGGCUGCUCAGGGUGUUCCUCCAGAAGGGACUGUGGUUAAGAAGAAGACCAAGAAAAAGGUUAAGGCUGUUGGUGAUGAAGCGACUGGGAAGGUUCCCUCGAAGAAGAAAGCGGAGCAAGCGGAUGGGUCUGCUGAGGUUACUACGGUAAAGAAGAAGAGGAAGAAAGUCAAGGCCAAGGAGCCUGAGGCAGGGGGUAUCGAGGCCGAUGCUGAGAAAACAUAA
Messenger RNA from Pseudogymnoascus destructans, 3105 nucleotides. It is a transcript of the gene APL5, whose product is annotated as AP-3 complex subunit delta. Gene Ontology annotation, biological process: protein targeting to vacuole; Golgi to vacuole transport. Lineage: Eukaryota; Fungi; Ascomycota; Leotiomycetes; Thelebolales; Thelebolaceae. Bases 1 to 3105 code for a protein of 1034 amino acids. Gene Ontology annotation, cellular component: AP-3 adaptor complex; membrane coat; endosome membrane. The transcript is spliced from 6 exons. The record is from RefSeq and is a predicted model, not a curated record.